Molecule: messenger RNA, 3952 nt
Organism: Chara braunii
Lineage: Eukaryota; Viridiplantae; Streptophyta; Charophyceae; Charales; Characeae
Source: the annotation of a GenBank genome assembly
CGGUAUUAUUUGUUAUCUUAUCAUCCUUCUCUUACCUCUACCUUUGUUAUGGUUGUUGUUGUGUGGGCCCAACCAGGCAGGGGCUCGAGCAGUGGAAUGUGGAGCAGGACAUACUGAAGAGAUUGAAGAGAUGAAGUUCUUAACGGAUUUACAUUUGAAGACGGCAGAGGAGCUUGGUGUGGACAGGAGCCUUGUGACAGGGUUGCUUGAGGAGCUUCAGCAAUUGCUGACGGGGAUUGCGUUGAUGAGGGAGAUGACACCCAGGACAAAGGAUUAUCUUGUAUCAUUUGGCGAGCGCAUGUCCACAAGGUUGUUUGCAGCCUAUCUUAAUAAGAAUGGUGUGAAAGCUUGCCAGGGUGCGAAAACAGGUGCCAUUACCACUUUGGGACGAGGAGGUAGUGACCUGACGGCCACGGCCAUAGGAAAGGCCCUCGGGCUGAAAGAAAUCCAGGUCUGGAAGGAUGUUGAUGGUGUUUUGACAGCUGAUCCGCACCUUGUCUCAAAGAAGGCUCUGCCUGUUCCCUACCUGACGUUUGAUGAAGCUGCAGAGCUGGCCUAUUUUGGUGCACAGGUCCUUCACCCACAGGCAAUGCGGCCCGCCCGAGAUGCCGACAUUCCAGUACGCGUGAAAAAUUCCUACAACCCAGCAGCAUCAGGCACACUCAUUAUGAGAGAGAGAGACAUGAGCAAGAACUUUGUUCGCCUCCAGAACCAAUGGGAAGAGGAGGGGGUUCCAGAGCCGGCUUUUGAGCCUACUGACCUGUGUCUGGCCGAACGACCUUCACAGGCACUGCUGACCAGCAUUGUUUUGAAGCCACAUGUAACAAUGCUGGAUAUUGUCAGCACUCGGAUGCUUGGACAAUUUGGUUUCCUCGCUAAGGUGUUCUCCAUAUUUGAAGACAUGGGGAUAUCGGUGGACUGUGUGGCCACAAGCGAAGUCAGUGUGUCGCUGACUUUAGAUCCUGCAAGAAUGUGGACUCGGGAACUCAUUCAACAGGAGCUUGACCGAGUGGUGGAACAACUGCGCAAGAUCGCAUUUGUCAAACUCUCACAGAAGAAGUCGAUCAUCAGUCUCAUUGGCAAUGUCGAGCGCUCCAGUUUGAUUCUUGAAAAGGUCUUCAGUGUGUUCCGCUCUUGCGGAAUUAAUGUGCAGAUGAUUUCUCAAGGUGCAUCCAAGGUUAACAUUUCGGUGAUUGUGGACGAUGAUGAGGCAGAGUUAUGUGUCAAGGCUUUGCACUGUGUCUUCUUCGAGCAGGAGCAUCUUGUCGAGAGGCUGAUCGCAGGCUAUGGAAAUGGCAACCUCGAACCAUGUUGCUAACCCCAGGAGUGGCACUGGAUUUCGACAUGUGGAGGCAUGCCACUCAGUUUUGAACGUUGAGUCGUUUUCUGUUUGUUUGGAUGCUGAUCAUUAAUAUUUCAGGUCAUUUAUUUUUCACUUUUCAUUGCGAACCUGGAGCAGCAGGCAUUGUUGAAAUUGGUAACGGAGAGGGCUCAUACACAGAGAGAGAGAGAGAGAGAGAGAGAGAGAGAGAGAGCACAAUCAAGAUGCCGAUUGGGAGUUAGUGAUGAAGAGGGAGGAGGUUGAGGAGGGGGGAAGCAGGGUGUGUGUGUGUGUGUGUGGAGAGAGAGAGAGAGAGAGAGAGAGAGAGAGAGAGAAUACCGAGGGUUGUGUAUAUACUGCUCCUGUCCUUUAUCUUGUCAUAGCCCAUCUUGCUCCAUCGUGUUCGUAAAUGUGCAAAUUCGCGAUUGUGCAUUGCUACUGCUGCCAGUGUUUGUGCAUGCGAGUUACUCGGCAGCAAUGCAAGAUGGCAUCGACAGUGGACUACCACACCACAGAUCAGGUUUUCAACCUGAGGGGAGGAACAGUCGCGUUCCCCGAUCAAUAUGCAAGGGCAGCUCAUGGAGCACAAUUUGUGAGUCGUUAUUAUGCCAUGAGGUCAGCCCAUGUGCAGGGGUUUUGCUUGGGUCGUACAUUUGAAGGGCUUAUUCAGCAGUCAGCCCAAGUGAUUCAUCCGAAGGGCGAAUUCGCUUUGUGCUACGGAUUCUUUAGCUCCGUGGCCCGUUUGGCAUUCUCAGUCUCCUUGCGCUAUUGGAUGCUUCCCUCCGCCAAUUUUGCUAGCUGUCUCGUACGUCAAAAGAGUGUGACUCCAGCAUGUAGCAGCAUGUAGCAGACAAGCCUGUAGUGGUACUGCAGAGGCCUAACAAAGCUCGGUGGCCAAUGAGCAGCGCUGCUCAGCAGCUCAUUGUGCAUUAGCCCUCUGUCCCAUUGGACGUGAACGGUUCGCCGGUUUCACCAAAUGCUGUAGUCCCAAAAUGGGAACCCAGCUGUCAGGUUGGACGAGAAUGCAGAUUGCGCUUCAGAGGCUUCACCGUCGGGGGGUAAAGGUUGUUUGACGUUUCCUUUCCAAUAGACCACAUUUGUUCCCCUGACUUUUAUCUUUGUUUGGGUUGUUCCUCUUUCGAUUCUCCUCGUCUCCCUUGUUCUCCUCCCGUGUCUGGAAAUUCAGACUAGUGCACAUCCAGGGUGUGUUCUUAUUGUGUAUGUGGCUGCCUCCCUUUUCUCAUGGGUAGUAACUUAUUGGAGAGCAGCACCGGUUUGUUGGGGGCAUGGAAAGAGACGCCCAUGGUGCCAGUGUCGCAAUGGUCCAGCCUUUUCUGAUACCUGACGUGUCAGGAUAGAAGCUGGCUGUUUCAUGUUCUGCCUGUUUUUGCGCUCAGACAGAAGAAGGCAACCGGAAAUUGGGUUCCGGCAAAUGUCGGUUUCAAUGGAGUGUUGGUUUGCAGUGCCUCUCCUGGAAAGUUCGGAGAUGUCGAGUGAGCAAUGAGAGCUUGACAAGUGUCACAUGUUGGGGAUUUCCUGCCUGAUCCCUCAUUUGUUCUGCAUCAGCCUACACCUAAGUUGCUAUUGGUUAAUCGGGUAAGUAAAGUGGCAGGAUGUCAUUUCAUUCGAGGCCUGGGUUGUGCAUGGGAGGAGGUCGAUGGAAAGGGCUGGAAGCUUGAAUGAGGCGCCAGUUGAGUGGGGGAGUAAAAGUGGCAGGAAUCCCGCAGGACGUCAUUUCAUCUCUCUUGAGCACGAAGUAGUUGAGUACGGACUCUACUAUUCUAUGAGCAUAAAGCCCCUGCAUAAGAAGAUUCAAGAUGAUAGAUUUUUGACUGUCACUCUUUGAGAUUGUCUGCUCUUGCACGCUGGCUUUCAGAGUAAACCUUGUCACGUUAUUUUGGCGAUUGCUGUGAAGUUUCAGCGAGCGUCAUCGAUUCUUUUUGGACAUGAUCUGAUGCAAGAUCUUUAAUGCAGGGCAAAAGUGUAAUCAAGCACGUAUGGUGGUAAGUGCCGAGGAACAGAUCCACUUAUUCCCCGUCAACUCUACGUAUCCGAUGCUACAGACCUUUAUACGCACUUCAUUUUGGUCCAUCGUUCUCUGCUUGGCUCUGCUUUGAGGUGAUUGCAGAAGAGAUUACUUUAUGUAAUAGUUAAUAGUAAUCUCUGCAUGGCUCGUUGGUUCCAAGUGUAGGGUGAGCUGGAGAUUGACAUGACAUUUCAGGAUGACAGGGCCGGCACAUAAGAAGAUGAUCAAAAUGAAGGGAACGCACAAGGUUGGUUGAUAAGCAAGGUAAAGGUUCGAUAUGGGAGAGACUUAUGUGCUUACAGACCAUGAGGGUUAAGGCAUAAUGGAGAGAACUUUGGAGGAGAGGGGCGUCAAGCAGCUGAUUCGUGUGUGGCGUGCUGUUUGCGCUCUGUGUAAAAGAUGGACAUUAAUUGAGACAAUACCGACGGGGGGAGAGGAAGGAAUAGAGGAUGGUGUAGGAAUCCUCAAAGCAGGUCAGUAAAGAUAAUACGGAUUUGUCGAAACAUCUGGGUUCCAUGAUGAUGCCAAAAAAAUGUUGUGUCAUUAAAUGAAAGGCGAUAUGCCUUUACGCCGAAGUUAACUGGAAAUGAAAGGCACUUUUGUUU